Helobdella robusta is the source of this 198-nucleotide messenger RNA. RefSeq lists its product as hypothetical. Gene Ontology annotation, biological process: regulation of transcription by RNA polymerase II. The annotation marks the transcript as partial. Gene Ontology annotation, molecular function: DNA-binding transcription factor activity, RNA polymerase II-specific; RNA polymerase II cis-regulatory region sequence-specific DNA binding. The transcript has a single exon. Lineage: Eukaryota; Metazoa; Annelida; Clitellata; Rhynchobdellida; Glossiphoniidae. The record is from RefSeq and is a predicted model, not a curated record.
AAAGAAAUUUAUCGUGAAGUGUACACUGUACAUCUGAAAAAAAUUUUGGAGAGGGAAUUUAAACAAAAGAAGUUCAUUGAAAGAAAGGAUAGAGAUCGAAUUUCGAACGAAACCGGUCUGGAUGAUCGCCAAAUUAAAUUCUGGUUCCAGAAUAGAAGCGUCAAAGCACGGAAACAAGGAAAGAUAACACGAAAAUAA